CCCGGAAGCGGCGCGGCGGCCGGCACGGGCGGCGCCGCUGCCGCCGCCGCCGCCGCUGCCGCCGCUGGCUCGUUGGUGUGUGUGCGUGAGGUGUGCGGGCGUGGUGCGCCAUGGUGCGCACCACGCGCCAUGGCCCACAGUGCUGACACCAUGCUGGACAUCAGUGACAAAGUGCGGCGCCAUCUGCGACACUUGUCCAGCUCCAGCUCGACAUCCAGUGGCUGCAGCCAUGCCAACGGCGGCAGCUUGGUACUAGUUCAGGCCCAGGUGAUGAUGCGGGACGACAGUAUGGGCGGCUGGCUGCCCAUGGGCGGCUGGGGACUCUCCAAGGUCUCCGUCCGAAAGCGACACCCUCGCUAUGAACACGUCAAUGCCGAUCACCCCAAGACCGAGUACAUCAUCUUCGGCAAGCGCAUCAACGACGGGGUGUCCGUACUAAACUGCACAAUCAAGAAGGACUUUGUGUACCACAAGGUGAUGCCGACAUUCCACCACUGGAAGACUGGCGAGAAGAAAUUCGGCCUCACCUUUCAGACGGCUGCCGACGCGCGAGCAUUCGACCGCGGCGUGCGUCAGGCUGUGCAGGACCUCCUAGACGGUCUGUCCGACUCGGACUCGUCUCCGCUGUACGUCACUCCGCCACCGCCGCACGACCGACCGCCGCCGCCACCGCCGCCGCUGCACGGCCGACCCCCGCCGCCACCGCCUCCCUCGGUCACCCGGCCAGAUCUCGGAGACAAUGAUGUGUUCAUGACGCUGGAGUUGCCGGUGGACCGGUACGACAGCCGCUCCUCCUCCGACUCGUCCGUGUCGCGACAGACGGCCGCCUCGCCGCAGUCGGCGCUGCUCCACCGCAUGGCGUUCGGCCCGACGGCGGCAGCGGCCGUGCCGGCGGCCGGCGGCGGCGGCGGCUCGGCGCCUCCCACCGGCCCGCUGUCGGACGAGAGCGCUGCCUCCGAGUACCCGUACGUGCAGUUCGCGCGCGACCGGCCCUCCAAGCACGAGUACAGCUACCCGGCCAUGGAGGACCUGGUCAAGCAGAAGGAGCUGCUGAAGCGCAACGCCGAGACGAUGCACCUCACGCAGCCGCCGCUGCCCAGCAAGAGCGGCAAGCGCCGGGUGGAGACUCGGCGGCCGCUGCCGCGCCGCUGCCGCCACUGCCAGGAGCCGUACGACGAGGAGUCGAACGGGCGCGGCCAGUGCGAGUACGCUCCGGACCCGGUGCGGAGCUGCCUGGAGGCGGUCACCUGUCUGCCGGCCGCCCAGUGCAUGCUCUACCACUGCUGCGCCGACUCGGAGGGCGACUUUGGCAGCGGGCCGUGCGCGUGCGCGCCGCGCGAGGAGCGCUGCGCGCGCCGGUGGCUGGGCCUCACCCUGCUGUCGGCGCUGCUGCCCUGUCUGUGCUGCUACCCCCUGGUGGCCGGCUGCUACCGACUCUGCCGGCGCUGUCACGCCUGCGGCGGCAAGCACGGGCCCUCUACGCACCCGUAGUGAAUACACACACACAGACUGAUUAUGCGCACGGAAAGGAGAACCAGCCCACCGGCCGCCUGGCUACUGCCAGCGCGCGCUCCCGCAAGUCGGGCGCGCACAUACAUUCUAUGUUUGAACAAUGCGAUAUAUGGAUAGAGCGUAUAUGCCGAACCGAGUGCGGUUUUUUGUCGAGUGUUGACGCCGACCGCCGCCGGACCGCCGCCGCUGUCACCGAUUUUUAUAAGUCACGCGUGUGCUGCUCGUCAUCCAAAGGGAUCCCAAUGUCUCUAGGGCUCAGGGGACAUUGUGACGCUCUUUGGAAGCUGUCUGCAUUUGGUUCUGUGUUUGACGGUGGACGCUGCGCGUGUAUAUGAAUGUGAUAUAUGGCGGGCGGCGGCGGCCGGCGGCGCGCGCGCGCGCAUACACGCUCUCCGCACGACGCCAGUGUUAUAUUGCUGGGAAAGAGAGCGAACGUGAGCGAGAGCGAGAGAGAGCGAGCGAGCAAGACGAACGCGAGAGUGUCACUUGAGACACGGAGAGGCGAGGGCAGGCGCCCGUACCCGGCCCGUGCCCGAUGGGCACGGCCGCACGGCUCGCGCGCUGUAGGCUCGGGCAAGCUUUACCUUGGGCUGCGGAGAUUGUCGGGCCGUUUCCAGUGUGUGGGAAUUUUUGCGGGCGCGUGCGCCUGGCCGGCCCCCGCAGUCGCCGCGCGGCGUGCGCCGUUUUUUAGUCGUGACAUGUGUCGCCAGUGGAGUCGCGCCCGCGUGCGCACACACAACGUUGUAAUGUAAUCCUCAUCUUUGUGAACUGGACUCAUCGCUGCUGUCAUUUGUUCCUAAAUACAUGCCGCUUAACACCCGCA
Molecule: messenger RNA, 2335 nt
Organism: Amphibalanus amphitrite
Lineage: Eukaryota; Metazoa; Arthropoda; Thecostraca; Balanomorpha; Balanidae
Product: sprouty-related, EVH1 domain-containing protein 1-like
Exons: 5
Coding region: 130-1491 (453 amino acids)
Biological process (GO): negative regulation of MAPK cascade; multicellular organism development
Cellular component (GO): membrane
Molecular function (GO): protein kinase binding
Source: RefSeq, a predicted model, not a curated record